Ceratitis capitata (Mediterranean fruit fly) is the source of this 1291-nucleotide messenger RNA. It is a transcript of the gene EndoG, whose product is annotated as endonuclease G, mitochondrial. Bases 183 to 1127 code for a protein of 314 amino acids. The record is from RefSeq and is a predicted model, not a curated record. Gene Ontology annotation, biological process: apoptotic DNA fragmentation. NCBI's taxonomy places the organism in Eukaryota, Metazoa, Arthropoda, Insecta, Diptera, Tephritidae. Gene Ontology annotation, cellular component: mitochondrial inner membrane; nucleus. The transcript is spliced from 2 exons. Gene Ontology annotation, molecular function: nucleic acid binding; RNA endonuclease activity; single-stranded DNA endonuclease activity.
UGUUCCUUAUUCUACGUUAUUGCCUUGAAUUAAUUGCUGCACUGUGCCUGCACAGCUGACUGCUGUUGGAUAACAACAAACAGCUGUUUCCCUUGCAUUUAGGCCGAUUGGACUUAAUUCACGUGGGGUUGAGUUAAUUCGCUCAUUAAACAUUUUACUAACAAUAAAUAACAACAAUAAACAUGAAUAAAAGGCUGAUUAAAAACGUACUGGCGUGCGCGACUGUUGCCACCUGUGCCUAUUACACAGGCAAGUAUGCAGAACGACAGCAGCUGGAGGGAGCUGAUAGUAAAGUGAACAGAGCUGUGCAAGAUCUUGAACGCCGUCCAGGACUGCCCAUAUUCGGUACCGUCUCGGCUGCGGUGCCGGUGCCGGCACAGGAAGUAAAUCUCACUGCCACACCAGGACGCAUUUCACAGAUCAUGAAAUACGGUUUUCCCGGCCUUGAUCAUGUGCGUUCCUAUUCCGAUUUUGUAUUAUCUUAUGAUCGUCGAAAUCGCGUGCCACAUUGGGUAUUCGAACAUCUUACACCUGAGUCGGUAGCUCGUAAUGAAGCUGUAGAUCGUUCAAAAUGUGAAUUCCGCGCGGAUGAGAGCAUACAUCCAUUCUUCCGUGCCCAAAAUACCGAUUAUCGUCGAUCCGGUUAUGAUCGCGGUCAUAUGGCAGCGGCGGGUAAUCAUCGACGUCAUCAGAAGCAUUGUGAGGACACGUUUUUCCUAUCGAAUAUGGCGCCACAAGUUGGCCAAGGUUUCAAUCGUGAUUCGUGGAAUCGUCUUGAGAUGUACGUACGCAAAUUGACGCAGGCAUAUCCAAAUGUGUACAUUUGCACGGGUCCACUAUAUCUGCCACGUAAAGAGGAUGAUGGCAAGACAUAUGUAAAAUAUGAAGUCAUUGGUAACAAUACUGUUGCAGUGCCCACGCAUUUUUAUAAAAUAGUCGUGGGCGAAACGGCUGAUCAACAAUUGGAUAUGGAAGCAUAUGUAAUGCCAAAUCAGGUUAUCAGUGACGAUACACCGUUGCAGGUGUUCCAAGUGCCGCCAGAGACUGUGGAACGCGCAGCUGGUCUUCUGUUCUUCGAUCAGGUGAACCGAAAGCAAUUAAGGCGUAUUAACGGCAAGAAGGCUUAAGCUCACGGGUAGCGGUCCGCCAGGGAGGUGUGCAAUUAUAAAAAAAAAUUGAAGGUUAUGAGAAUAAAAAUGUUAUUAAAUAUGUUAAGUUUAAAACUUUACUACGGGUAAAAAGACAAAUGUAAAUAAAUGUGGUGAUCUCCGAAACAGGUGUCACUUCUACC